This is a messenger RNA of Penicillium canescens, 1056 nucleotides long. RefSeq names its product putative mitochondrial carrier protein. Gene Ontology annotation, molecular function: transmembrane transporter activity. NCBI's taxonomy places the organism in Eukaryota, Fungi, Ascomycota, Eurotiomycetes, Eurotiales, Aspergillaceae. The record is from RefSeq and is a predicted model, not a curated record. Gene Ontology annotation, biological process: transmembrane transport. The transcript has 6 exons. The coding region runs from base 1 to 1056 and encodes 351 amino acids.
AUGACUAUUGGCAAGCGCUCUGACGACGCACCAUUCCCCUCGUCGUCACCCCAAUCAAUUACAGCAGACAUGUCUGGCUCCAACACUUGGACCUUCGACGUGUCCACGCGCAACAGGCUCUUGAAGAAAUACAAGACUCAAGUGUCCUCGGCGGCCUCGACCAUCUGCGCUACCAUCUCACUGAUUCCUCUUGAGAAUAUCAAGACCCGAAUGCAAACCCAUGACUUUAAGAACGUUUGGCAAUGUGCUCGCUACCUUUGGCGUAAUGAGGGAUAUCGUGGCUAUGUCGCUGGCGCCCUUCCUCCGCUGGCAAGUGUCACAGCAGUGCGCGUCGUCAAUUUCACCGUGUACCAUUCAUUCACGGGCAUCAUAUCUGAUGCCGUUGAGAGCAUGACUGGCUUCAACCCUGUGGCUGACUAUAAGCGACCUGGAAGCACCCCGACCAUGCUUGGAGUGAUGACUUUUACAACUGCGGGCAUGAUCUCGGGUUUGUUUGCGUCUCCUCUUGCUUGCCCCUUUGAACUGGCGAAGAAUGUCGUUCAGACCUCCGUUUUGGUCUCCAACCGCGCAAUGGCAGCUCCGGAUGCCGCUCGGGACCAUACGCUGCGUCACAAGCCUCGCCUUGGUACCAUCGCGGCAAUCCAACAGAUCGUCAAGCGCCAUGGGGUCCGAGGGCUGUACACCGGCUUCCGCCUGCAUGCGAUGCGUGACACCAUUGGCACCGGCAUGUACUUCGCCAUCUAUGACACCGUGAAGCAAACCGCAGAAAGACAACUGGGUUGGCACAAGAAUGAUCUCGGGUCAACCAUGCUCGCCGGCGUGAUUUGCAGCACUGUCCCCUGGUUCUGUACAUAUCCUUUCGACACGCGCAAGACCCGCGCUCAGAGUGUCCUCCUCGGCAAGAGCCAGGAGAUCGGCGAGGCCUCAAAGGCCAUUGCCAGAUCGAGUACUUACAAGGGCAUCUCGAUCAUCAUGCUCCGGACGGGGCUAAACAACAUGAUACUGCUCAGUCUCAUGGAGUACUUUAAACGGCUCAUCAACGAGCUGCCAGACUGA